GUGUGUUUGAAAGAGCAGAGCAGAAGUCAGUCCAUUGUUUCUGCAGGUUGUCUUCCUUUACCAGACAAAAGACUUGUACACAGAGCAGCAGAGACUCUGUCAUGUUUCUCUUCUUGAUGUUGGGACUUCUGGUCUGCUCAGAACCACCAGGUUCCAGUGCUGUGACGCCUCGGUUUGUGCUGAAGGGAGAAGAUGUCACUCUGGAUGUCCAGAAACCUGAUAUUCAAGAAACAACCAUAUUUGCAUGGAGGUUCAAGAGAGAAGACAAUGUAGUGAGAUUAGUUAAUGAUGAAGUAUUUAUCUCUACAAACUACAGAGGAAGGGUUGAGUUUUCAUCAGUAGAUUACUCUUUGCUGUUGAAGAGUCUAACAGAAGCUGACAGUGGAGUUUAUUCUGCACUGCUGUCUGGGGACAGAGACCUGAAAGUGGCUGAAUAUGAAGUCACAGUUCAAGAGCCAGUGUCUCCAGUUCACCUGACAGUGAACUCCUCCAGCUCAGACUCCUGUAACGUCACUGAGACCUGCAGCAGUCAGGACUCUUCCAUCAGCAGCACUUUGACAUGUGACGGAGGAAACUGCUUUCUGGAGGGAGGAGAGAGGUCAGAGGUCACAGCCUCUGCUGCCUCCAUCAGAGUCUACCUGUUGAGUGGGUCAGUCAUCUGUAACCAUAGCAACCAGGUCAGCUGGAGAGAGGACAGGAAGGAGACUGAUGCUCUCUGCUGGUUAGAUGCUGGUCCACAGAGUCUCUCUGGUGUCUCUGUGUAUCUCGUGAGGACGGUCGUGUUCUCGGUCGGUCUGAUCAUCAUGGUGUCUGUGGUGAUCGGCGUCAACCUCCUGGUCAGGCUCAGAAAGAAAGAGUGAACCAUCAACCUCCACCAACCACACUCUCAAAUCCUUGUAUAAAAUUUACAUUGCUGGCUCUGAGCUGCACCCUGCAAAUACUUUAAAGGUGCUAAAGACAGGAAGUACAUAAAACUUCAAGAGGACGCACAGGACCACAUUAGAACGGACAUGAAGAAGAAGUCUUAGACACACAUAUAACGCUCUUUCAACUAUUCUAAAGUCUAAAUUAAAGAAGUAAUCUGUUAUACUGGUGACAGCUUUGUUGCUAAUUUCUCAUCAGUGUGGGAAGUGCACUACAUUUCCCAGAGAUCACAACAUUAUUUUGGUUUUGAACUGGAGAACAAGCACCUCUCUGCUCUUUUGUCUUUGCUCCUCUUACAUAAUUACGGCUCCAGUACCUCAUUUGGGUGGAAAAUUUUGGUUUGCGGAGUCCUGCUGUUGCAUAUAAUCAAGAUGGAGGAGUAUGCCUUUACCAUCUACUGUUUGUGUCAAGCAGGAAUUGAGCAGCGCAAAUCUGCUCUUCAUUUAAACUCUGUGUUGAUUGUCUUUUCCCUUUUUCAUUGUUCAUCUUAUAGUUGUUAAAUAUUGUACCAUCUUGUACAUGUUGUACUGCACAGUUGUUA
Molecule: messenger RNA, 1465 nt
Organism: Myripristis murdjan (pinecone soldierfish)
Lineage: Eukaryota; Metazoa; Chordata; Actinopteri; Holocentriformes; Holocentridae
Product: SLAM family member 9-like
Exons: 4
Coding region: 102-860 (252 amino acids)
Cellular component (GO): membrane
Source: RefSeq, a predicted model, not a curated record